This is a messenger RNA of Dibothriocephalus latus, 216 nucleotides long. The record is from the annotation of a GenBank genome assembly. Lineage: Eukaryota; Metazoa; Platyhelminthes; Cestoda; Diphyllobothriidea; Diphyllobothriidae.
GCCACAGAAACUCAAGCAGUGCUGGAAAGUAGCUGUGGAAAGGAGGCGUCUGCAAAGCAACUGCUUCUCAGAGAGGAUGUCAAGGCAGCGGAUGGCCCCCCAAUGACGGAGGAGGUGGCGCAACAGCUGCUAGAAAUCACCAAGGGUGACUGCGAUAUGGCUGCCCGGAUUUGGAGUGGAUUUGUUCCUCGAUCAUCGAUUGGUUUGACCAAAUGA